AUGGCUCAAAACUGGCACCCGGCCGUUCAGGUCGUCAUCAACGGCCAUCCUCAAGCGCAAGCUCAUGCUCCCAGCGGGCAGGCUCGCCGCUGGCAAAGGCCGUUGGCUGUGGAGGAGGCGUUGCAGUACUCUCCUAUGUCCAGCUCGCCGAUCUUCGGUUUAGAUUGCAUCCUACGCCCGGACGUCGGUCGACCCCCCAAUACGACCUCCAUUAAUCACAUCCUCCAGUCCGGCCGUACAGCCUUAAGUCAGCUCAAUGGCGAAAUCCAAUCGGGACGAGAUGAGUCGAAUCGCUUGGAGACAUCUCGGGAAUACUUGCAGCAGUUGUUGGAUGGUGAUCAGUUGACCGAAUUCAAGUUCAAGCUGCCGACAAGCUCGAUUAGCGCCCAGCAAUCACCUUCGACAGCGGCCAACGACCAUGUCGCCAGCAGCAACAAGCUUGGCUCAUUUGCGAAGAUGAUGUUGGAUGCUACGGAUAUUGCUUUUCGAUAUCCUACGCCUGAUGAUAUGGAACCGCUGCACAAGCCUACUUUCUUUAACGAAAAGCAACCUUCCGUCGCACAUAGACCUGCACCCACACCCUCAUCCCGACCGAGUCAACAGACAAGUCAACUGUCGGUGGUGAUCCCCGUCAAACCACUGCCACCCCAUAUAGACGAACACGGCAUGUCGAAGAAGAGAAAGCUCAAUGCUGAUGGGGGCGAGAACCUUACGGCCAUCCGACUGAAAGACCAAAAGGAAGAGGCAGACGCUGCCCUAGUCAAGUUGCAGGACAUGCUUCAUGAGAUCUUCGAGUUCGAGGAUCAGCUCGACCCCAGUACAUCCUCCGGUGCGGCUGCUGAACAGACAAACGUGGUUUUUACUACACCUCAUGCACUCGAGGUGAACGGACCUAUCCUUUCGUCCGAUGCCCAUACGCGGCUACAGAAGGCAAUCAAGAAAGUGGUUGGGUACAAUCGACUCCAGGAUAUCCCAUCGGACUAUCUUAAUAGGAUCCAGAAGCUUUGUGAAAAGCCAAUCAUUGCUGCCCAAUCGCCGGAUCUGAGAAUAGACGAUCCCUCGAAUGAGUCUGAAACGCAGGAUUGGUUAAGAAAAUUGGAUGACAUGCAAAAUGCUCUUCUUGCUAUUGGGAGUCUUCUACAAACAAUGUCUGGGACCCAGACGGAACGAGAUCUUUGUCCAGAGGAUUUGAUUGAAGCCAUACCGAAUGUUUUUAACCAAGUCUUUGAUCACUGUAUCAUCCCGGCUGUCCAGGCACGUCCUGGAGGCAAGGAUGCGAAGUAUUUUGAGUUCUUCUCUGCUCAGAAACGGGUUCUUGGUUCAUUAAUCCAGCAAAGCAAAAAAGUACUUGCUCUCUUCGCAGAUUUCCUCUCGCGGAUUGACGUCUCAGAAGGAACAGUCACCGCCGCAGAGUUUUUCGCAGCUAAGUUAAUAUUCGUCGAGAACUCUCACACGGAGAAGGACUCUACUGUCGGUGUCCAAAAAUACGAGUCGGUUCGACGUGGAGCCAUGGAUGUACUGGCCAAGAUUUUCUCCAAGUAUCCCGCCCAGCGCCCAUACAUCCUGGACGAAAUCCUUGUAUCACUCGAAAAGCUUCCAUCUACCCGGCAGAGUGCCAGGCAGUUUAAACUUGCCGACGGCAAGAAUAUCCAACUUCUGACUGCAUUGGUCAUGCAACUGGUGCAGACGACUGCUCUGGACGUUCCCAACUCAAGGGCGUCUCGAAUGAGGCGCAAGCCACCUGGAUCGGCCGAAGAUGAGGACGAUGAUGAAGUGCUUGGCGAUAGCCAGGGGGUAGAUGAUGAUCAGUCGAACAUGUCCAUGGAGCAGCUUGCAACGAAGGUCAACCGUCUACACGAUAACGCAGUACGCAGUGCCCAGUACAUUGUUAAAUUCAUCGUUCAACGAGCGAUGACAUCUACCAAGACCGGCGAUCAGCCUUAUCGAAAUAUUUUCGACCUUUUCACCGAAGACUUAAUCAGCGUCCUAGGUUCCACAGAUUGGCCGGCUGCGGAAUUGCUUCUUCGUAUCAUGGCCUCUCACAUGGUUGGUAUCGCCGAACAGGACAAAAGUUCUGCGACAGCAAAAAGCAUGGCUCUUGAGCUUCUAGGGUGGAUGGGAUCGGCCAUUUCUGAUCUUAUAGUGACUGCUCAGCAUCUGCUGCCUGCCAUGGAGGAGUCUGAUAGCGAUCUCAGCGAAUCCCUCAAACAGCUGUUCGAAGAGUAUUCGAGCCGCGCUUUGCAUCCACAAGACCUCGUUGUCGCCGAAGGCCCUUAUCGGAUGACGCUUGAGUAUUUCAUUCAAGACCGCAGUGUAGACAACUGGCAGCUUGCUAGUGCUCGCGGAUUCUAUCUCACCCAGUGGUCCAAAACCUUCUGUUCCGUUUACUACAACUCUGAAGACAAGGACGAAGUCAUGUACGACGACGCGACUGAAGACCUAAUUUCACUCUUCUCCAAUCUUUUCUCCGACCCAUUAUGGCUUGAGACGCACAGACAAUUCAACACCGUUCCUACGGCGCAUGGCAAGUUUGCAUACAUCCUGACUGUCUUGAACUCAGGGUUCUGCAAAGCUUUCGACACAAUUCUCAAAGUUUUGCUCAACUCGAUUGCGAGUGACCAAGCCAAAGUUCGGAGUCGUAGUUUGAAGAGUGUAAUCUACAUGCUCGAGAAGGAUCCAAGUCUUCUCGAUAGAGAUGCCUCGGUCAUGCGGGUAAUCCUCCGCUGUGCCACUGACGCAUCUCCAAUGGUCCGCGAUUCGGCGCUGUCCUUGAUCGCAAAAUGCAUUGCAUUGAAGCCGAAGUUGGAAGAGGACGGCUGUCGGGCUAUCUUGACCUGCGCCGCUGAUCCGACUGCCGGUGUACGGAAGCGCUGCAUCGGACUUCUGAAGGAUAUCUACCUCAAUACGUCGCGUACUGAGCUGAAGCUUGCGAUCAUGGAUAGCUUUCUGCAACGUACAGGCGACUUGGAAGAUAGCGUGGCGACUUUGGCGCGACAAACAUUCGAGGAGAUCUGGCUGACUCCCUUCCACGGACUCAUCGACUCUGCUCAGGAUGGCCCGAAACUCAAGGUCGGUCUUGAUGAGAGGGUAACACUCAUAGUCAGCCUGGUUCAGCGAAGUGAAACAGCGCUCGACACCUUGAACAACUGUCUUAAGAAGGUUCUAUCCGAAACCUCCAAGACAGCGUCUUUGAACUUCAAAGUAUGCAAAGCAAUGGUCUCUACGAUGUUUGAGAAGCUGGUCGAAGGUACCGAUUCAACGAAGGAAUUCCAGCAAGCGCUUUUGCAAACAAUCACUGUUUUUGCAAAGGCCAACGCAAAGUUGUUCCGACCUGACCAACUGGAGACUUUGCAUCCUUACAUUGGACACCUGGCCACGGCGGAGGAUCUUUUCCUUUUCCGCUCGGUGGUAGUCAUCUACCGAUGCGUAUUGCCAUAUUUGUCGUCCGCCCACAAUACCCUGCUAAGGGAGGUGCAGAACGAUCUUUUUAAGAGCGUUGCAAAGCUUGCUCGCUCAGAGCUGAACGAAGUGAUGGCGUGCCUCUGGACUAUCAACGGAGUUCUACACAAUACUGACCGGCUGGUAAAGCUAACCAUUUCCGUGCUGAAACCGAUACAGCACUACAAAAACAUAGAUCUUUCGGAUAGUGCGAACGCGGCAGUCUUAGCCAGAGCCAAAAGCUACAUUCGCAUUGCAGGCUGUGUUGGCAGACACUGCGAUCUUGAAAAGUACGAGCCGCAUUUCAAGAAUGCAUUCCCGUCGUGGGGCGGGGGCUCAGUGGCUGGUCUAAUGGUGGAUGCCAUUAUACCCUUCACCGUUCAGAAACAGCCGCUUGAACUGAGGGUCAUGUCACUGGAGAGUUUGGGAUCGAUUUGCCAGUCCUGGCCAGGCCAAUUCAGUCGUGAUAACCCAAGGCAGAUUCUGUCCAUGGUCUUCAAGGAAGAUAAUCCGAGUCUGCAAAACAUUGUGCUGAGGUCAUUCUCGGAAUUCUUCGCAAUGCACGAAGGCAAGGCCGAGAAGACUGUGCUACCUGCUGCUGAGAUUGCCGAGCAGGAGAGCGCCACGCGACUAGGAGGUUCUUUGAAGGCCAGCGACAACGAUGGUGCCGCUGCUUUGAUUGCCCAGCACUUUUUGCGGAGCAUGCUUCGAGUUGCACAAUCGCGGCAAGACUCGUACGCUCUGACUGCCAUUGAGCUGAUUGCUAGUAUCAACCGUCAAGGAUUGGUUCACCCUAAGGAAUGUGCUGGCGUCCUUGUCUCGUUGGAGACAUCAACUGUUCCAGCGAUUGCGAAGGUUGCGUUCGAUACUCACAAGAUGCUUCACCAGCAGUACGAGUCGAUGUUCGAAAGAGAAUACAUGCGUGCUGUUCAGGAAGCUUUCUACUACCAGCGCGAUGUGGUCGGAGACCCCAGUGGUGCAUCAAGCCGCCCGUACAUUGCCAAACUUGCGCCGCUGUUUGAUAUCAUUAAAAUCAGCAACAGUCGCUACCAGAGAAAGUUUCUCUCGAACUUGUGCUCGAAAGUUGAUUUUGAACUGAAAAAGCUGGAAGCCACUGGUGACCCGCCCGAGCAUCUCUUACUAUCGCGGUUUGUGGCGCAGAACCUCGCGUUCUUCGAUUACAACCAACUUGCCGAACUCGUACCGACAAUCGGCUGCAUGGAACGCAUUGUGUCUGCGACUGGGACAGUUGUCGCCCACUCAAUUGAGACCGACAUCUUUACUGCUAAGGCGGAGCCCACUACCGUGGAGGGAAUGCCUGCUCCUGCACCAGAGGGUUCAGAAACUCUGGCACCCUUGCAGCAGUAUAAUCCCGCUACCCUGCGGCUUUUGGCUACUGCUGCUGCAUCCCUUUCCAUGCUCUGGGAAGCACGGACCUAUCUCCGCCGCUUAUAUGGUGUCACAGCGAACGCACGCGUCAAAGAGGCCAAAGCUGCAUCGAAGGAGCUCAGCAAGUCAGCCACGAAGGUCCAUGGCGUGACUGGUGACAAGUUCUGGGAUGCUAUCGCUCGGAAUAUGAACGCCUUGAGCAGCGAGCAGAGCAUGAUCGAUAAGUGCCGCGAGUUUGCAACUUUGCUUAACAUCGACGACGAAUUCAAGGUUGGAGGUGAUGAAGAUGCCGAGGGGGACAAUCUGGACGCGGCCACCGACAUGGAUGACCCAGCAGCCGGCUGGGGCACAGCUGGUGGACCCCGGCCGGGGAAGCGCAAGAACUCCAUGUCCGGACAGAGUCCUGUCAAGCGUCCCCGGGGCCGAAAGCCUGGCUCUGGCAAGAAACGGGCCAGUACGGAGCCAGGAGCAGAAGAGUCGGACUGGAAUUAG
Aspergillus luchuensis is the source of this 5319-nucleotide messenger RNA. RefSeq names its product putative sister chromatid cohesion protein Mis4 (gene SCC2). The record is from RefSeq and is a predicted model, not a curated record. Bases 1 to 5319 code for a protein of 1772 amino acids. Gene Ontology annotation, molecular function: chromatin binding. Gene Ontology annotation, biological process: establishment of mitotic sister chromatid cohesion; regulation of gene expression; establishment of protein localization to chromatin. The transcript has 5 exons. Lineage: Eukaryota; Fungi; Ascomycota; Eurotiomycetes; Eurotiales; Aspergillaceae. Gene Ontology annotation, cellular component: Scc2-Scc4 cohesin loading complex.